Messenger RNA from Homarus americanus (American lobster), 381 nucleotides. Its product is annotated as cyclic nucleotide-gated cation channel beta-1-like. Lineage: Eukaryota; Metazoa; Arthropoda; Malacostraca; Decapoda; Nephropidae. Bases 1 to 381 code for a protein of 126 amino acids. The record is from RefSeq and is a predicted model, not a curated record. The transcript has a single exon.
AUGGAGGAAGAGACAGGAGGGAAUGGCAAUGAUGGAACGGCAACGAUGGAGGAAGAGGCAGGAGGAAGCAACGAUGGAGGAAGAGGCAGGAGGAACAGCAACGAUGGAGGAAGAGGCAGGAGGGAACAGCAACGAUGGAGGAAGAGGCAGGAGGGAACGGCAACGAUGGAGAAAGAGGCAGGAGGGAAGCAACGAUGGAGGAAGAAGCAGGAGGGAACAGCAAUGAUGGAGGAAGAGACAGGAGGAACGGCAACGAUGGAGGAAGAGCAGGAGGGAACAACGAUGGAGGAAGAGGCGGCAAUGAUGGAGGAAGAGGCAGGGAGGGAACAGCAACGAUGGAGGAAGAGGGCAGCAACAGGAGCAAUGAUGGAACAGCAAUGA